Stegastes partitus (bicolor damselfish) is the source of this 2402-nucleotide messenger RNA. Its product is annotated as macrophage mannose receptor 1-like. Bases 97 to 1548 code for a protein of 483 amino acids. The record is from RefSeq and is a predicted model, not a curated record. NCBI's taxonomy places the organism in Eukaryota, Metazoa, Chordata, Actinopteri, Pomacentridae. The transcript has 5 exons.
CUGAGCUGCUCAAAGCUACAGCAGCAACUGGCUGCAACACAACAUUAACACUGAACAGUAUCAUCUGGUUAGGUUUUCGAUUCGACUGCCAUCACCAUGACUGAAAGCAGACUCAUCGUCAUGAACAGGACUUUGACUUUUAUCGCAGCAUUUUGCUCCGUCGCGCUGGGAUCGUCAGACUUUCAUCUCAUCAAUCUUACAAAGUCCUACGAUGAAGCAAAGAGCUAUUGCAGAGAGAGAGACACUGACUUAGCAACAGUUCACAACUCGACAGACAUGAACAGUUUGAUCACUCUAAUUUCAAACUCGAUUGAAACAGCCUGGAUAGGACUGGAGAUUGGGGAAGUCUGGAUGUGGCACUGGUCUCGGCCUUAUCAAAAAACUGACUUUUUUAACUGGAAGGCAGGACAACCACAGGACGAACAAAGAGACACAUGUGCAGCAAUGGAUCAGGCUGGCAAGUGGUUUGAUAGUGACUGUAAAAUUAAAAGAAGCUUCGUCUGUCAUGGCAGUGGUGAUGCCAGCAAACCCAUGUAUGUUCCCCAGAAGAAAUCAUGGAGGAACGCUCAGAGUCACUGCAGGGGCCUGUCGUCUGAUCUGGUUAGCAUACAAUCAGCAGAAGAGAACACAGCAGUGCACAGUGUGUCUGAAUCGCAAGAUGUAUGGAUCGGCCUCUUUAAAGACCCUUGGAAAUGGUCUGAUGGCAGUAAUUCAUCAUUUCGUUUCUGGAGACCCAAUCAGCCCAAUUACAAGACAGAUCAGCAUUGUGUCGUUGCUUUGUUUAGAGUUGACGGGAAGUGGAAUGACAUAAAAUGCAAAAGAAAAAUCAAUUUCAUUUGCCGUGGGGCAAUGAAAUUAAUCCCGAUAACAACCAUCACUCAAAACAGCACACAGGGGAGCAGUACGCCGAAUGAGGAGUCAACGAAUUCGAGUCAAGGAGUCAUAGUGACACUUCACUUCACCGUGGCCACUAACAAUCAAUCGAACACUACUAAUGUUACGACCACAGCUUCAACAACGACGACACUGAAUACCACAGAUUCAGUGUCACACGCCUCAAGCACUGGGCCCAACACCGCCGCUACAGAAACAACAACGCAGCCGCCCCCAGAGACUACUGCAACCACAUCAUCAACACCGAAUGAAACUUCAGCAACACAUUCCUCAACUCCAAGUUCACAUCCGGAAGGCCUGAUACUAAUCCAGAAAAACAUGACGUGGAUCGAAGCCAUGAGUUACUGCAGACAGCAUCACAUCGACCUCAUCCACGUCACCACCAGAGACAUUCAGGACAAAGUGGCGGAAAAGGCAAAGAACGCCACGACGGCCCACGUUUGGCUGGGUCUGCGCUACACCUGUAACUUUAAGUUUUGGUUCUGGACAAAGUCGACUUCUGGCUGUUACCAGAACUGGGUGGCGGGAGAAGGAUCGGAUGGGGAAUACGAAUGUGGCGUCAGUGGCGCCAUUCAGGCCACUGGGGGGCAGCAGUGGGUAGGCUUGAACGAGACAGAACGGCUGAACUUCAUCUGCUACACAUGUGGAGGAUAAGGACGGCAGACCAGUGACACUUGAGAUGACCAAAAUGUUGUGUGAAAAAAAUCUUCAUAAAAUGUUAAAAUAUGUAUAUGUGCAGUUCUUGAUUUCACAAACUGACUAUUUUCAACAUCAAACCAGUGAAGCUUCACGGCUGUUUCCACGCUAACGCAUGACAUCAUACUAAUACCUUUGUUGGAAUACAGCUGCCUUCUCUAUUGUGGAGACUGAAUUUCAUUAAAUAUGGAAGCGUUAUGUGGCGUGUAGGCGUGCACGUUCACAGACAUGGGAAGCGAGAGUAAUGUGAGAAAAUUGAUCUGCUCUGCGCUUUUCACUCGGGGGGUUACUAUUUGCAUAUUGACCCCCUGGACUGGGGGCCCCAAGAUUGUCCUUUUUUUAGACCACCAUGCCCAGUUCGGGCCCCAGCGUAGACUGCCUGCUGCCCCCACUGACCUGACCUUCACUAGCAGCCACAGACACAGCUUACAGACGCUCACCUUCCUGUCUGCACACUUGAGGUGGAUGGAGGAUCUUAAAAGCAUCGGGAAAAGACAUUAAAAAGCAUCUUUUAAUAUCGACAACUGUAUCUAUACAACAACAUGUCGAGUAUUUGUCUCAACGAGUUGUUUUGAGUGAUAAUUUUUGACAUUUCAUCAGUGCUUGUAUAUGUCUGCUGCUCUUUUUUUCAUCUUUUCUUACAACUCUCACACCACAAAACAGUUUUUAAAAGUUUUUUGUCUUGUUUUUUUAAUUGUAACUCCUUGUUCCUGUAUAAAGAGUGUUUAAUUGUCACCUGGCACAUUCUAGAAACUUUGUUCCUCGACAUGAAACAAGAUAUAUUGUGACAAAUAAAAAAAAAAAACAAAGGA